UAUAGUUAGAAGGUGAAGGAGAAGGUAUUUAGGUUAGGGAAGGAAGGAGAAGCCAAGAAAUUAGAGGAAGGGGGCCUGAGAUGGAUUAAAUAGCCAUUAGGAGCCGGGCGGUUGAUGUGCCCUGUCUCAAGGUGUUGGAGAUUGGAAGUGGGUUUUUCCGAAGCUGGCCGCAUCGCCCUGGUAGUAAGGGCGUCGUUAGGCUGGGCGAGGGCAAGGUCGUCGUGGCUAAGUCUGCACCUGGAGGAGAUGGAGGCCAACCGACGCGCCAAGCUGAGUCUGGACGUGCUGGCGCCGGCCGAGAGGGUGCGCUCGAGCUCGAUCCGCGCCACGGGCAGCGACGCCUUCUUCGCGAAGCAGGACGACGAGGGCGCCAGUGCCCGUGCUGGUGUUACCCUGAUGCAGGCUUUUAGGACUACUACUAGUAGUACUAGUAGAAAGGCUGCCGGAGAGCGGGGAGAGGCGCUUGGCCGCCAGCAGCAGGAGCAGCAGCAGCAGCAGCAGCAGCAACCUAAGCUGGAUUGAAGGGGGAUUAUUUUUCGAGAGAGAGGUUAAAGCACACCUGAGAAAAAGCAUCGAUGGCACCUAAGUAGAUACAGUUCCGAUU
This is a messenger RNA of Chaetomium strumarium, 604 nucleotides long. RefSeq lists its product as uncharacterized. NCBI's taxonomy places the organism in Eukaryota, Fungi, Ascomycota, Sordariomycetes, Sordariales, Chaetomiaceae. The transcript has a single exon. The record is from RefSeq and is a predicted model, not a curated record. Bases 115 to 522 code for a protein of 135 amino acids.